Molecule: messenger RNA, 1315 nt
Organism: Rhopalosiphum maidis (corn leaf aphid)
Lineage: Eukaryota; Metazoa; Arthropoda; Insecta; Hemiptera; Aphididae
Exons: 4
Coding region: 204-764 (186 amino acids)
Source: RefSeq, a predicted model, not a curated record
GUGAGCGUUGAAUGCUUAAACUCGUUCAAAAAUAUAAUUUAUCAUUAUUUUUUUAUUGAAAUUGCUAGUUUUUAAUUUUCCGACAAUACAGAAAUUUAUUUCAUAACACUAAGUUUAAAAUUAUUUUUCCAUUUAAUCAUACUCUAGACAAUUGUGUAAUAAAUUUUUAAAAAAAUUGCCCGCCAAAUUUACCACGUGAAAACAUGGAUGAUCUUGCGAUCCGGCUAAACCAUAGGAAAGAACAAGUGAUCAUACUUAACGAAGACAACAUGUUAUUAGACGAUAAAAUGAUCUAUACGUCUCCGCCGAAGAUAUAUCCAUUUGCUAUGGUUCUUAGACUUCGUGUACUUCAGAUAGUUUGUGGCAUUACCGGGUUAGUUAUGGGUAUGGUCGCCACUAUAGAAGAAAAGGGAAAAAUGAACUUGGGCUUAGCCAUACCGGCUGGAAUUCUGACAGUUAUUGCUGCAGCCGGAAGCAUUUACAUGAGCCACGGUUUUAGCGGUUACCGACCGCAACAGUUGUGUGACCCGCGACUACAACCUUUCCGGUUUCUGGGACCCACCAUCCGGUCCGCGGUGGCGCUCACAGUGCUAUGGCUAGCCGCGUGUCUGUUGCACGCCUGUCUGCUGUAUUUUUCAGCACGGUCACUGUUCCGGAACGGACAGAUCGCCGUGCUUGCCACCAUACUCAUUUUGCUCACGUUGCUCACGCUGCUUUCCACUGCUGCGUUGGUGCACAUUGACUGCAAGUACGAUCCCGAUUGACCCGGCCCGGAAGUCCAAGCGCCCACGGCUUCGGUCAGCGUAAUCGGACCUAGCCAUUUAUCCACGGACAGAGCCACUAAAGUGGCAUGGGUUAUAUAAAACCAUAUACCAAAGUAUACUGGUUACGACGAAUGCCACGUGACAAACACUCUGUGCUUAUCACAACAUUAAGUAAUUUAUGUAUUUUAUUGUAUACAUUUACACGAACGUUGUAUAUACAUUUUCAACUAAAUAACGCUUUGCAUUAUUGUAAAAAAUAAAUUACGAUUCCAAAACUUUUUCUCAGCGAUGACCAAAUCUCGAACAACCUCCCUACAAGAAAAUCGUGCUUUUUACGCCUAAAUGUAUUAAAUAUACACAUAUGAUGAUCUCAUAUUAUAUUAUUGGUACCAAAUUAUGCGAAUUGAAUAAAAUACACUACUGCCCUGUUGUCAAACUAUGAUAGCACUUAAUAAUAUAAUUCCCGAAACUACAUUUUUAACAGAUUUAUCAGUAAAAGAAUCUAAAAAAUAUAUUGAUUCGUAAAAAAUAUAACAUCCGUAAUAAGAAAA